AUGAAGGGCGGCUUGCAACCGCCAGCCCCCAGCAGGCUGCCGGCGACCUCCGGGCGGCAGCGCCCGAUUUACGGCUGGCUGGCAGGCUUUGUGGCUGGUGCGCUGGCCAUGUGGCUUGUCAGCAGCCAGACAGCUGCGUUGCACACAUUUGGGGGACAGCAUAGCAGCUUUCUGAUCGGCCCGCGCGGUGCUAGCGGCAGCGGCAACCUCAGCAGCGGCGGCAGCACGGCCCGCUCCAGCUGGCGCUGGAUCAGUGCCACCGAAAACGACCCCGAACAGGUCAACGGGGUGAGCCGCAACUUUCAGACAGCGGCAGCCCAGUCCAUGCUGCCCGCGCUGCAGCAGCGCCUGGCGCAGGCAGCCCUGGAGCAGCGGUGGCGGCUGGACCUGCCGCCGCGCGGGGCGCCGGCGGGCGCACCCCCUGCCGAUGACCCCCUGCGCAUCCCCCGCAUCCUGCACCACGUCUACCUGCCAGACCUGGGAGCCUACCUGCGCCUGGCAGAGAACCUGACCAGCCACACGCGGCAGCGCUGGGGCCAGUCCUGCGUGCAGCAGCACCCGGGCUGGGACUAUGUGUUCUGGGACCUGCAGGCCGCCACGCAGCUGGUGGAGACGCACUACCCCGGCUUUGCGGAGAUGUGGUGCGGCAUCAACAGCACCAUCAACCAGGCCAACGCCAUCCGCUACUUCAUCCUGCACGCUGUGGGCGGGCUGUACCUGGAUCUGGACGUCGAGUGCUGGCGCGGCAGCGAGGCGUGGCUGUCCGGCGCAGACGUGGUGCUGCAGGGUACCGGCAAGGGCGUCACCAACGGCGUGCUGGCGGGCGUGCCUGGGCACCCCCUCUGGGAGGCAGCCAUCCAGAGGGUCUACACCAACUGGAGGAGGAGCCCCAAGAUGACCAGCGGGAUGCAGCACACCCUCACAGGCCCCACAAUGAUGAAGGAGACGCUGCUGUCCCUGGGUCCCAAGCCCAACACGACCCAGACAAACCCGUGGGUUGGGCGGCACGCACUGGCCAGCGGCACCGUCGUCGUGCAGCCAUUGGGUGGCUGGUUCAUGCCCUGCCUGCACUCCGACAUCGCCUGCCACCUGCAGGCCGUGAAGAACCGAGCGCUGGGCACCGCGCCCCUGGCUGACCUGGCAGGCUACCAUCGGUACAGCGCCAGCUGGACGUCGCUGGGCAACUCUGCCGGCAUCUUCAACAUGCAGGGCUUGCAGGCAGCGAUGUGUGCUGCCCCGCGGGCCCGGCCAGGCUGGCAGCAGCCAGCAGCGCAGCAGGCGGGGACGGAUGCAGGCGCGAGCCAACUGCCAGCAGGGAAGCUGUCAGCCGCCACGCCGAGCAGCAGCAGCAGCAGCAGCAGCAGCAGCAGCAUGGCCAAGGUGCUGCUGCCCAUCAAGGCCCGGGCAGACAUCGGCGCGGUCCUGGAGCGGGAGGGCCUGCAGACGGGGGCGGAGCUGGGUGUGCAGGCUGGCUUCUUUGCUGACCAGACGCUCAAGGUGUGGAAGAGCUGCACCAAGUACUAUUUGGAGAACUACAACGAUGUGGCCAACGUGGAUGCCGCGGAGCAGGAGAAGAAGUACCAGGCCACACGCCAGCGCCUGGCGCCCUACAGCGACAGGACCGUGUUCAUCCGCAACUACACCACCCACGCGGCCACCCAGAUCCCCGACAACUCCCUUGACUAUGUGUAUGUGGACGCCAGGCACGAUUACUGCGGCGUGCACGAGGACUUGGCGGCCUACUGGCCCAAGCUGCGGUCGGGAGGCAUCCUGGCGGGCCACGACUACCUGGAUGCGCCAGAGGUGGCGGCCAAGCCCAGCCCACGCAAGCAAGACUGGUCACUGUGCAUGGAUGGCAGCCGGCACCAGGGCGCGGUGAAGGGCGCUGUCAAUGAGUUUGCCCAGCAGCACGGCCUCACGCUGCUGGUGACCUACAACGAGCCCAACUUUCCCUCGUGGAUGGCCAGGAAGCCGUGA
This is a messenger RNA of Chlorella variabilis, 1977 nucleotides long. RefSeq lists its product as hypothetical. NCBI's taxonomy places the organism in Eukaryota, Viridiplantae, Chlorophyta, Trebouxiophyceae, Chlorellales, Chlorellaceae. The transcript is spliced from 11 exons. Gene Ontology annotation, molecular function: mannosyltransferase activity. The record is from RefSeq and is a predicted model, not a curated record. Gene Ontology annotation, biological process: mannosyl-inositol phosphorylceramide biosynthetic process. Bases 1 to 1977 code for a protein of 658 amino acids.